AUGGCUCCAGGAGGUGGUGUCUACCAGGACAUUAUUGAGUCCCGCACUGCAUAUGCUGAUUAUGGUAUAGCACCUGCAAAUGGGGAGUUAAGUUCCCCUUUCAGAAAAUCUGCAACUGUUGUUGGUCGGAGGCUUGGUAUGGCGUCAAAUAGCUCUGUGCAUGAGCUACUUGAGUGCCCUGUUUGCAUCACUUUAAUGUACCCUCCCAUUCACCAGUGCCCAAAUGGCCACACUUUAUGUUUGAACUGCAAGGCGAAAGUACAAUGUUGCCCAAUUUGUCGCCAAGAGCUUGGAAACAUAAGGUGCUUGGCUUUGGAGAGAGUUGCAGAAUCGCUAGAACUGCCAUGCAAAUACCAGAUUUUGGGUUGUCAAGAGAUAUUCUCAUACCACAACCAGCCCAGGCACGAGCAGAAUUGCAGGUUUCGCCCAUAUAAAUGCCCUUAUGCUGGAGCUGAAUGCUCUGUCACUGGUGAUAUCCAGUUACUGGUUUCUCAUCUCAAGGACGAUCACAAGGUGGACAUGCACAAUGGGUGUACUUUCAACCACCGAUAUGUCAAAACCAAUCCCCAAGAAGUUGAGAAUGCUACAUGGAUGUUAACUGUUUUCAACUGUUUUGGCCACCAGUUUUGCUUGCACUUUGAGGCUUUCCAACUUCAAAUGGCACCUGUCUACAUGGCCUUCCUGCGCUUUAUGGGUGAUGACCAUGAUGCAAAGAAAUUCAGUUAUAGCUUGGAAGUUGGCGGAAAUGGCAGGAAAUUAACAUGGCAAGGAGUUCCCAGGAGCAUUCGUGACAGUCAUACUACAGUUCGAGACAGUCUAGAUGGGCUAAUUAUUCAGAGAAGCAUGGCACUCUUUUUUUCUGGUGGGGAUAGGCAGGAGCUGAAGCUAAAAUUAGCCGGCCGUAUAUGGGAAGAACAGGCAUAA
Messenger RNA from Ilex paraguariensis (yerba mate), 924 nucleotides. The record is from the annotation of a GenBank genome assembly. NCBI's taxonomy places the organism in Eukaryota, Viridiplantae, Streptophyta, Magnoliopsida, Aquifoliales, Aquifoliaceae.